Messenger RNA from Papaver somniferum (opium poppy), 1560 nucleotides. RefSeq lists its product as uncharacterized. The record is from RefSeq and is a predicted model, not a curated record. NCBI's taxonomy places the organism in Eukaryota, Viridiplantae, Streptophyta, Magnoliopsida, Ranunculales, Papaveraceae. The coding region runs from base 320 to 1480 and encodes 386 amino acids. The transcript has 6 exons.
UUAAUAGCAUCCCAUCGGUCUCCAAAUACAUCAAAAAAUUCAUUAUUCUUCUUCUGAAGUAACUCAUUCUUCAUAAGAAAAUUCAUCAAGAGAACAGUGAUGAUGUUAACAUUUUUUUCAUCAAUUUUACUUCAUAAAUUUUCUGGCUGAACUCAGUCUCUGUAGCUUUAAUUCAUCAAUUUGUUUAAGCAUUUUCUGCUUCUGUUUCUCAACUUUACUUUGCCUUCAUUUUCUCAUCUUCUUCUUCAUCAAUUUUACUUCAUAAAGUCUACAUCAUCUUAAUUUUCAUUAAAGUCUUCGUAAAAUCCACUUCAGAUAAAUGACGAGAAAGAAGAAAAUCUUAAAACAAAUUGAAAUUGAAGAAGAUUCAGAAAAAACUGAAUCAGAAGAAGAAACAAUGAUUCCAGUUAAAAAAGCAAAGAAAGGAGCAUCGAAAAAGAAAAUCAAAUCUAUGGAACGUAAUACUACAGAAAUAGAUUGUGAUGAAGAAAAAGGAGGAUCAACAUCGAAAAAAAACCCAGAUCUAAAUGUAGUACUACAUAAGUGGAUUCUGAUGAAGAAGAAGGAUCAAACCAUAAUAACAAAUAUACAUUGGAUAUGGAUAGCGAUGAAGAAGAAGAUUUGGUUCGCUGAGCAAACUAAGAUAGUGGAACCGAAUGAGUUGAGGAAAGACAAAUUUGUACCACGAGCAAGCAGGUGGAACCUGAAGCAUAUUUGCAAAGACUUACUCAAAGAUAUGGAUGCAUCAAACUAUUUGUUUCGAGAAAACUUCUUUGAUGAAAUAACUCAAAAUGAAAGAGUGGCACUUGGUAUGAUUGAAGAAGGUCGAAGUAUAUCUUUGGUAGAAAACAGAGAAGAAAGAAAUCAAAACUUGAGCAUGGAAAUCAAAGCAAGUUGGCAAGUAAUGCAGAAUUUGAUUGCUAAUAAUGAAGAAGUACACCCUAAAAUGGAAGAAAUGUUGAAUAAAUUGCACUUCCAAGCCUGUCCAAAAAAAUUAAAGAGUCUACCCAAUUCCUUUAAAUUGAAGAAUGAUACAACAGUUGAUUCUGAUUCUGCAAAAGAAAGACAAGUCACAACAGAUGUUUCUUCUUCCGUACAGUCGAAGAAUGAUACAACACCAGCAGCAAUGAUGUGUAUUACAUCUAAUGAUGCAUGUGUGACACCAGCAGAAGACUUGCAAGAUGAUUCAGUUAACGUUCAGUCGAAUAAAGCUACAACAGAUUAUUCCUUUGAACGAGAUCCAAUCAUUGAUUUCGUUACACGUUCAAUGGGUGAUAUAAGUCCUUUACCAUCUCAAGAAACAAAAGUUGAACUAGUUUUUGAUGAAAGUGUAUUGGAGGAUAAUAUUGAACAUGAAAAACUACAAAACUUUACACAGUUGGAUGACACUGAUGAGGUUGUUGAAAACAUGUCAUUAUCCAACAUUUUAAUGACGAUGAAGGUAUAUUGCAUAGUAUUUUUUUAUUCUUUGUGUUGUUGAUAGGUGGCUAAAACACCUUGAUAUUUAUCUAUUGUUUAUGCUUUCUUAGCUUAGUUUUCUUGUAAAUUAUGUAUCUUAUG